GAAUUCUGCGAGCGCCUGGCAUACUAUGGCAUCUCAACCAACAUCAUCACCUACCUCACAGGCGUGCUCAACAUCUCCAACAGCUCUGCCGCCGCCCAAGUGAAUGCCUGGUCAGGCACCUGCUACGUCACCCCUCUGCUGGGCGCCUUCCUGGCCGAUGCCUACCUGGGCCGCUUCUGGACUAUCCUCAUCUUCAGCAUCAUCUACAUGGGUGGCCUGGCGGGCCUGACCGUCUCUGCCGCCGACGACAGCCUGCACCCGGUGGACGGCGCGGAGGCCAGCAGCGGCCAGCUGGCCUUCUUCUGGGCAUUCAUGUACCUGAUCGCGCUGGGCACGGGCGGCAUCAAGCCCUGCGUGUCCACCUUUGGGGCAGACCAGUUUGACGAGCUCAGGCCAUGCGAAGCGCGCCUCAUCCCAAGAUUCUUCAACUGGUUCUACUUUGCUAUCAACUGUGGAGCGAUGCUUUCGGCCACAGUGGUGGUGAAUGUCCAGACCGACGUGGGCUGGUUUGAGGGCUUCCUGAUCCCUACAGUGGCCUUUGCGAUUGCCAUUGUUGUGUUUACUGCGGGUAGCAAGCUGUACAGGCGCAUGCCUCCUGCGGGCUCCCCUUUCACGCGGAUGGCCAAGGUGGUGGCUGGGGCGAUGGCGCACCGCAAGGCCCAGGUGCCCGAGGAUGCCAGCAAGCUGCACGAGGUGGAGGGCCACAUGAGCAUCGUGCCCGGCCAGGUCAAAAUCGACAGGCAAGGCUGCUGCAAGUGGCUGGAGAAGGCGUGCACGCGUGCCAAGGCGCCCGGCGUGGCAGACCGCUGGCUGGUCACUCUGACGGAGGUGGAGGAGCUGAAGGCGGUGGUGCGCCUGCUGCCCGUGAUGCUCACGCUGAUCGUGUACAACGCAGUUUACGCACAGAUGACGACCCUGUUCAUCCUGCAAGGCGAGGGCAUGGACACGCAGCUGGGCAGCCUGAAUGUGGCGCCCGCCACAGUGUCAGUCUUGGACUCCAUCUCCGUGCUGAUCUGGGUGCCGCUGUACGACAUGGUGAUUGCGCCCUUCUUUGCCCGCCGCGGCCGCCCCAUCUCCCUCCUCGUGCGCAUCGGCAUCGGCUACCUCGUCGCCAUGCUGGCGAUGAUCGCCGCGGCCGUGGUUGAGAUCAUCCGCCUGAAUGUUGUCAACAGCAAUGGCCUGCAAGACGACAACCCCACCGUCGCUGGCGCCCCUGUGGUGCCCAUGAGCGUGUGGUGGCAGAUCCCUCAGUACUUCCUGAUUGGCUGCUCCGAGGUGUUUGCCAUGAUUGGAAGCCUGGAGCUGUUCUACAGCCAGGCCCCAGAUGCCAUGCGCUCCACCUGCUCUGCCCUGCAGCUGGUGGCCACCGCAUUGGGCAGCUACCUGGCCUCCCUGCUGGUCAUCAUCGUGCAGGCAAUCAGCAACGACUCCUGGGUUUCCAACACGCCAUGCCUUGUUGCCUCCCUGCUCCCCUGUGUGCUUGCAGAUGGCCACCUGGAUUACUUCUUCUGGAUGAUGAGCGUGCUCAUGCUCCUGACAUUCGUCGUCUACAUCUUCGUGGCGCGCCGCUUCCGCUACAAGAAUGUGAGCGGCGAUGUGGGACGUGUGCCGCCAGCCGGCUGCGCGGCACAGCCCCUGGACGCCAGCGCCACCGCAGCAGCCGGCUCUGAUCCUGCCUCCCAUGCUCUGCCUGCAGGUCACCCACAACACCAUCGACCCCGAGGCGCUGGCGCUUGCUGCCGAUAA
Molecule: messenger RNA, 1746 nt
Organism: Chlorella variabilis
Lineage: Eukaryota; Viridiplantae; Chlorophyta; Trebouxiophyceae; Chlorellales; Chlorellaceae
Exons: 17
Biological process (GO): transmembrane transport; oligopeptide transport
Cellular component (GO): membrane
Molecular function (GO): transmembrane transporter activity
Source: RefSeq, a predicted model, not a curated record